UUUAGUCUAUGAUUUUUUAUAAACAAAAAGGUGACAAAAUUGAUCGCAUCAAAUUUACUUGAAAAUUUUGUACCAUGUUUUAAAGUUAUUUUACACACAAAUAACGGAUUUAUAAAUCAUAAUUUCAAAACAAUGAUUUUGUGGAUCCCUUUGUCCGUAAAUAAUCAGUAUGGGUGAUCUUAGUGCGUCUGAUUGUUCAUGGAAGAAAAUGGUCAUAGCGAAAUCAAACAACAAAUGGUUUACCACGAUUAAAACUGAACCUGCAGACUCUUUUUCCACAAAUAUGAAUACGACAAAUUUAUCCAUCGAUGAAGAUUCAUAUACAUUCGUAAUUAAAGAGGAAAACAAUGCCGUGUGUGUUGAGAACAGCAGCGACGAAGACAGUGACGGUACGGCUCCGAUGGAAAUUGUUGAUCCGCUUCUAGCGCCGAUAAAUAGAAAAAGGCGGAUAAGUGUGGGGCCAAAGAACGAGACGCCCGAGGAGAGGGCAGCGAGGCUCGCAAAGAUGUCGGCGUAUGCGGCAAAGAGGCUCGCGAACGAGACUCCGGAACAGCGCGCCCUGCGCUUGAAGAGGAUGUCCGAAUAUGCCGCCAAGCGCCUGUCGCAGGAGACGAGUGAGCAAAGAGCUAAACGCUUGGCGCGCAUGUCGGCCUAUGCUGCCAAAAGGCUGGCCAGUGAGACACCAGAGCAAAGACAAAUAAGAUUGUCCAGAAUGUCCGCGUAUGCUGCACGAAGACAAGCCAUGAAGAAAGAUAUGUCCUCCGCGAGGUCUGAGAAGAAUAUAAAUACUGAUUAUGUUGAUAUAAACAAUUUAAAGUCUAACCAAAGUUGAGAUUGGUCUGCCAUAGUCAUAUGAUCAGCUCGAUUUGUAUGUUUAUGGAUAAUAAUGCAGUAAAAAUAUUGAUUUAAUGUAUUUUAGGUACCUUGUAUACUAAGCUAACUACAAUCUAAAACAGGUUUAUUACUAAGCAAAACCUGCUUAAUCACCUCAUAGUAUCAUGGUAUAUUGUACAUACUAUCUUUAGUUUCCCUGAAUCAGUCUGUGUGCUUCAUUGAGGCUUUCAGGUUGCAAGCACAAAAAAAUUUCUAUUCAAGGAGAGGCAAUUCUCAAAAAGACCAUUCAUCCAUCUGCUUUUUAGCUCUAGCUAGUGAAUUUCUAUAAACCAGAAUCCAGCAUUGCCAGAAGAGCAUGAAAUGUACAAAAUUUGUACUAUGUAUUUGGGUCAUGGUCAUAUUUUCAUAUCUUUUUCAAAGAGACAGGAUUAGGAUUGGUUUGUCAUUUGUGACCUCAAAAACUAGAAAUGGUUAUCCCAACUUUGUGUCCACAGUUUAAAAUUCAGCAAAUAACUGAUUUUUUGGUAUUUUUUACAUAAAUCAGGCAACUCUUCUCAGCAGCAUCUUAUCUUUUCAUACAUUUCAGGGUCUUGUUCAUAGAAUUUGCUGCACAAUAUUUGGCAACACUGCCAGAAUCAGCUUAUACUUAGCACAGGAAUGUGAAACUAUCUCAUAUUGAGUGAUACUUUUGGGCCUUUUGUAGCCAGUUGGUACAGUGUAAUAAGUGCUGUAGCCCAUGUUUAACAGUUUUUAAACUGUACCAUGUGAAUUAUUAUGUGUUGGGAAGCAUUUGACUAAUAUUAUUAUCUUAGUGAUGGUAGUAGCCACAUAAUGUAGGCCUAAAUAUUAAGUCCAAGUGUGUGUACAGAUAUUUUACUAUGUAAAAAAUUAUUAUUUUUCCUAUCAGAAAUAUACGAUUAACUUACAUAUUAAUUUUUUGGGGUUCUAUAUCUCCAGAGAAGAAAAGGGAACCAUUAUAGGAUUAUUUUGUUGUCUGUUUGUUGUGAGCCUUCAAAGGAAAACCUAUGUAUAUAAUACUUUCUGUUGACCUAGAAUCAUGGGCAGGUUGCAAUGUCUUAUAGCACAAGGGAAAAAUCCGAAACUGAAUUUGUCGUAACAUCACAAAGAAAAAAAUGAAAAGUAUUACUUUUCGUAUGAUGGUAUGGAACCCUUCGUGUGCAAGUCCGGCUCUAACUUGACCAGUGUUUUACAUAAUAUGAUAAUACAUAUUAUGUAUAUUGUAUAUGCAUAAGUAGAAGUAUUAUGUGUGUGUAAUAGGGCAUGUAUGAUUAAGAGCUUGUGCAUUUUUAAGCAUCUAGUGAUCUAAGCUUUUACUGAAACACUAUAAUAAAAUCAUUUUUAUA
This is a messenger RNA of Maniola jurtina (meadow brown), 2198 nucleotides long. RefSeq lists its product as uncharacterized. The transcript has a single exon. NCBI's taxonomy places the organism in Eukaryota, Metazoa, Arthropoda, Insecta, Lepidoptera, Nymphalidae. The record is from RefSeq and is a predicted model, not a curated record. The coding region runs from base 170 to 832 and encodes 220 amino acids.